This is a messenger RNA of Jaculus jaculus (lesser Egyptian jerboa), 1077 nucleotides long. RefSeq names its product family with sequence similarity 187 member B (gene Fam187b). NCBI's taxonomy places the organism in Eukaryota, Metazoa, Chordata, Mammalia, Rodentia, Dipodidae. The record is from RefSeq and is a predicted model, not a curated record.
AUGCUGGCCCCUCUGUGGAUGGUUAACCUUUCUUUCCCCACUGUGUGGGCCCAGAUGCUAAUCAGCAGUCCCUACAGGAAUGUCUGCAGGCAUGCUCUGCUGUCAGACAAUGACAUUGUCCUGGAGCAUAGCUUCCACAGGGCCCACUGGUAUUUCUCUUCCUCCUGGAAUGGGGGUGGGGAAGAUCUCUUCCUGCUCAAGUCAACACCUAACAUAAAAACCCUGCCUGGGGGCAGCCUGCUGCUGAUCAGCCUCAGCCCUCAGCCCUCCCAGACAGGGCUCUAUUGCUGUCUGGAUGACAACACUGCCCGCAUCGCAGAGGAUGAGAUUGAUUUCCAGUAUGUCACCACACUGCGCAUCACUCACAAGCCCCUAGAAAAUGAGACCCUGAGUCUGAGUGGCAAGGUGCACAUCUUUGCUCAGUGGGAACCCUGGCAAGACCGUAACCACUGUGGCAAGCCGGGAGAGCACAGCCGCCUGGGCUACUGCUACAUGGAGAUGGCCCUGGAAAGACACAUGGCCUGCUGGCUCUCUGAGAAAGUGGCCUAUAGCUGCCUGAGACCUGACCUCCAAGUGGAAGCUUAUCUGUUCCCCUGUGACUCCGCCAAGGAAACCAACCAGCCAUAUUUUGUCUAUGACUUUCACCAGCUCAGCCAGUUCACCAGGGAUAGGUGGCUCAUCUGCUCCUUGGCUUCCAUUUACAGGCCUGUCCACUGGGAAGCCAAUAACACUGUUGUGACAUGGCAGUGCCAGCUGUCUGGCCGGAAUUUCGGCACCUCCCUCGACCCAUCCACCAGCGGCCGGCUGCUACGAGUCUUCAGGACGGCCACUUACAGAGGCUUCAUGGAACAGGAGCUGUUGGCUCAGUUCAAUCCCAGGCCCAAUCCAGAGAUGCUGUGGACUCAGAAUGGGAAGCUUGGGGCCCAGGGGCAGCAGCCAGAGAAGGCCAGCUCUGUCCUCAAGGGGCUGAAACUGAUGCUGCUGAUGGGCACAGCUCUGGCCCUGGUGGGGCCACUGCUCAAGGUCCUCCAUCACGCCCAGGGCAAAAAGAGCAAUUGUCUUCUACUGGUGAGAUAA